UUCUGGCUCGUAAAAUAAUGUCCUAAGGCCUACUAAUUGCGAGGGGAAAAAAAUAAACUUUACACUUCUGUCACGCUAAACCAGGCGAACUGGACCCUUUAAUUACACACCUUCCAUAGGAAAAAUACAUAUUCCUUUCUAUCACACUCUUAUAGCAUGAGCAUGAUUAGCAAAGCCAAGUUCGCAAUAAUAACACAUAUGUCACAGAGGCCACUUAAUAGGUUGCAGAAAAAGUAAAAUAAACUUUUACACUGAUGUUGUGGUGCUUUGCUUUUUGCAGUCAUUGUGUCAUAACCGGUAUUUCAACACAUUUUUAAGAGCAUUUGAAUAAUUGUAUAUACAGGGCAAUUUAAAGACUAGGUCGCUUUACGCGAUACUCUUCUGGAAAAUAAAGAGUCUGAAUAUUUAAUUUCGAAUCGACAACACCAUGAAACCAUAAUAAAGACAUAAAUUUGCAAAAAUAAUGCAGUCUGCUAAAAUAAUCUCUCAUUUAUUAGGCUGGAGGAUAUUUGCUGGGAGGCACAAAAAUGUUCAACAUAAUUUUACAUUUCAUUUUCUUUUGCACCAAACACAUAGACGUCGUUGUUCAGUGUAAAUUUCAAAUAAAAAUAAAAAAUACACAAUCAGCUCGACAUUAAUAUGCCGAUGCAUGACUUACUUCAGUUAGGAAUCUUACAUACGACCAAAAGCAUAAUAAUACGAUAAACAUUUGAACGCCUUGCGACCCAAAUCUGCGAAAACGAAUAUUCACAUCAUAGCUUGUAGAUUUCUUUACAAUACUUGCAUAUUUUACAUUGAAAUAUAAAAAUAUUUCAGCACAAGUUAAACACUAAUCUACAGCUUUGGGAAUAACAAGAAAACUGAAAGGAAAACUAAAACAAACAUACUCUCAAAUCCGUCUCACCUCCCGAUCACUGCCGACAGGGUUUUAAUAAAUCACAAGAUGGAUAAAUGAAACUUCCUUUAACCAUCUCAAGCUCUGCAGACUUAAAUGUUUACAAACCAAACAGUGAGUGUCUUAAAGAAAUCCCUGCCGCAGCAGCAGUCGUUCCUUUGUUCUUCCUGUUGAGGGCCUCCUGCUCUAUGCAGCAAGACUGUCACUAGGUGGCGCUCACGCUCCACCAAAAGCCUCCAGCUUUCCCAACUUGACCGCGCUGACGUCACUCUAGUCUGGAGCAUCAAGGCCACUUCCACGCCGCUAUUGGUCUGAAGCUCACAUGACAUGUCUCCGAGCAUCCAUAAUUGUGUUUGAGAUAUUUGUUUGCAACCCCCUCCAAAAGAUGUCAGCAUCCUACUGUCCUUGUUCUCCUGCUGGAACCCCGCAACUCAGAGCGGCUGGAAACACCAAGUGAUCACCCCUCAAGAGUUAUCACAUGCAAAUAUGACAUGUCCGAAUAACAUAUCGCCCGGUAACUUCCUGAUGGAUUCCUUAAUGGGAGGAUCAUCUUCCUACAGGGCUGAGGGCUACUCCAGCAAUCCGGGAAUGUACAUCCACUCCGCUGCAGAGUACGGAUACUCAGUAAUGAGGAACAUUGGGAAGGUUGGCUCAUCUCCACUCUCCAAAAGAGACGAGGUUGCUCCUGGCGGCGUCUCGCUCGGCGGCUUCCAGGAUGCGCCCUACCUGUCAGCGCAGCUGGCCACAUGGACCCCAGGCUCCAAAAGCAGCAGGGACGAACAACCUGUUGCCCACCAGUGUUUACAGCCCUGCUCGUUUUCAGCGGGCAGCGUCAAAGAGGAGGCGUUUUGUUGCCUCUAUCAAGAUGACAGCAAUAAGGGGAAACAGACAACAGAGUCGGCCACUUACAUCCGGCUCGGAGACAAUAGCUGCGGGCGGCCUGAGCAGACUGCAGCCUCGUCCAGCGGCGGUUAUUUCCAGGUGUACGGCGGGGAGAGGCCGCAGCAGGACGAGCAGCAACAGCUGUCCUCCGGCUUUAUUCUGACCCACUUGGCCUCAUCUGUUGAAACAGCAACAAAAUCGACAGUGAGCUGCAGCAAAACCGCACAGGAGGCAGCCAGAGAGGCUCCUAAAGCAGAUGAGGCUGAGAGCAGGAAGGAAGACAAGGCCAAGAGUGACAGCUGCUCAGAUAACUCAGACGUGGAAUUAAAAGAUGAUUUAUCCGCGGAAAGGACAACAGGAAGCUGGUUAAAAGCCAAAAGUGGAAGGAAGAAGCGGUGUCCCUACACAAAGCACCAGACGCUGGAGCUGGAGAAGGAGUUCUUGUUCAACAUGUAUCUGUCUCGGGAGCGCCGCCUGGAGAUCAGCCGCAGUAUCAACCUGACCGACAGACAGGUCAAGAUCUGGUUCCAAAACAGACGCAUGAAGCUCAAGAAGCUCAACAGGGAGAGCCGAGAAAGGGAGCAGAGUGCAGUUUACAACUAUUCCUGAAGACACUUUUAGCUGCAGACAUACCACACACACAGACACGUCAAGGGACAGGUAUAAACAGACAUGCAUGCGUCAUUUUGUAGUACUUUUAUCAGUUUUCUGUUUAUGUGCACACACACAUACACAUUUAGGGGGCCUUCUAUGUGAAGAGGGAAGCUGCAACUUGCAGAGAAAAUUGGAGGGUUGAGGUGCAGUUGUUUUUAUGAAGCUGACUAUCGAGGCAGCCUCAGUCAGAUGAUACAUUUACAGUGACACUUUCACACUGCUGAGCUGUUCUUAAUGUUUUGUCACUUGUGUGCUGCUGCUUCUUCGUUUUGGUGUCUGUGGCAUUUCCGUGCUGUGUAACGUGCAUGCACAAGGUGACAUUAAGCUCUGUCAUGCUAAACGGUUCCAAAAUAAUAAAAAAGGAGGAGAAAAUGGA
Molecule: messenger RNA, 2807 nt
Organism: Girardinichthys multiradiatus
Lineage: Eukaryota; Metazoa; Chordata; Actinopteri; Cyprinodontiformes; Goodeidae
Gene: hoxc10a
Product: homeobox C10a
Exons: 2
Coding region: 1382-2386 (334 amino acids)
Biological process (GO): regulation of transcription by RNA polymerase II
Cellular component (GO): nucleus
Molecular function (GO): RNA polymerase II cis-regulatory region sequence-specific DNA binding; DNA-binding transcription factor activity, RNA polymerase II-specific
Source: RefSeq, a predicted model, not a curated record